UGUGUGCGGAUCGACGCACGGAGCCUGGCGGUGCGUGGCGGUGCGUGACGGUGUGGGAGGAGCCUGCGGGGACGUGGUGACGUGCGGGAGGUGAACAUCACGGACUCUUCACCGAGGAUCUGACCCCGGGAUGAAGGACACGCAGCCCGACCUUUGACCCCUCAUGGAGUGAAGAUGGCUCUUUGGCGGAGGCAGGGGAGAAAGCCACUCGUCUCACUCUCUGGGAAGGUGACCCACCUGUUUGGCUGAAGCUGGCGUGGAGCCCGGUGACUCCUCCUCUCCUCGGGGCUGACGCUGCUCAGUGAAGAUGGAGUAAAGUCCGAAAUGUUCCCGAAGACAAAGUGACCUCAGAAUAACGUUCUCAGGAGGAUGGAGCAGGAUUUCACACAGGAGAAGCAGAAGAGGAGUUGGCACUAAGCUGGACUAACGUUAGCCAGUGUGGGUGAACAUUGAAACUCUUUAACCCGCGGUGAAACCACAGAUCAGCUGUGGAACCACCGAGCCUCCACCGCUCAGCGCUAGAGGAGGUUCCCUUUACCUGUGGCAACAUGGCCGCCACCGGGAGGAAGCACUUUGUGAGAGACUUUAAUCAUUUCAUCACGUGUUACCUGUGUCGAGGUUACCUGAUCAAACCCACCACCGUCACCGAGUGCCUGCACACCUUUUGUAAGAGCUGCAUCGUUCAGCACUUUGAGGACAGCAACGAUUGUCCCAGAUGUGGAAUCCAGGUCCACGAGACCAACCCGCUGGAGAUGCUCAGGUUGGACAACACCCUGGAGGAGAUCAUCUUCAAGCUGGUGCCCGGACUCAGAGAAGAAGAGGAGCAGCGAGAGCUGGAGUUCUGGAGGAGGAACCAGAAAGAAAACGGUCAAGGAGCCCUGAGGCGUCAGAGGUUCGGGCUUCCUGAUGUGGGCGGUGACGAUGGUGAAGCUGGUGGUGAAGACGAUGAUGGCGGCGGCGGCGAUGAGGACUACCACAGGAGUGACCCUCAGAUCGCCAUCUGUCUGAACACGGGACCGUCUGGAGAGAGCUCGGUCUCGGAUCUGAUGAAGAGGUUCAUCCGCUGCUCCAGUCGCGUUACCGUGGGAACCAUUAAGAAGUUUCUCAGUCUGAAGCUGAAGCUGCCGAGUUCUUAUGAGCUGGACGUCCUGUGUAACGGGGAGAUCAUGGGCAGGGAUCACACUCUGGAGUUCAUCUACAUGACGCGAUGGAGGCUCCACGGAGAGAACACGUAUCCCAUGGUUCUUGAGUACCGGCCACGAAUCGACUUCGGCUGAACCACGGCUGCAAGAGGAGGAGCACACACACACACACACACACACACACACACACAC
Limanda limanda (common dab) is the source of this 1334-nucleotide messenger RNA. RefSeq names its product polycomb group RING finger protein 5-B-like. The record is from RefSeq and is a predicted model, not a curated record. Gene Ontology annotation, cellular component: PRC1 complex. The transcript has 9 exons. NCBI's taxonomy places the organism in Eukaryota, Metazoa, Chordata, Actinopteri, Pleuronectiformes, Pleuronectidae. The coding region runs from base 549 to 1277 and encodes 242 amino acids. Gene Ontology annotation, biological process: regulation of transcription by RNA polymerase II.